Molecule: messenger RNA, 171 nt
Organism: Xyrichtys novacula (pearly razorfish)
Lineage: Eukaryota; Metazoa; Chordata; Actinopteri; Labriformes; Labridae
Source: the annotation of a GenBank genome assembly
AUGCCCGCGGACCUUAGUUUGGGAAGCACCGGACAGAGAGGUGUCGAACCUGGAGGGGGCGGGCCGGCCUCAGGGCUCUGGUCGCCGUCUAUGAGGGCUGACAGACGGGCGGGGUGGGAGCGACAGACCAGCGUCUGCCGAGUUAAAGACCACAACUGCGCCAAGCUCUGA